Molecule: messenger RNA, 1848 nt
Organism: Cynoglossus semilaevis (tongue sole)
Lineage: Eukaryota; Metazoa; Chordata; Actinopteri; Pleuronectiformes; Cynoglossidae
Gene: pdia2
Product: protein disulfide isomerase family A, member 2
Exons: 11
Biological process (GO): response to endoplasmic reticulum stress; protein folding
Cellular component (GO): endoplasmic reticulum
Molecular function (GO): protein disulfide isomerase activity
Source: RefSeq, a predicted model, not a curated record
AAGUCGCACUGAAGGCGUCCAGACCUGGAAGGAGGCACGGGAGCAGCUCAGACAGGAAGAGGACACAAUGAGGACACGCACACUUCUGUCCAUCACCCUGCUGGGCCUGCUGCUGUGGGCCUCCAGCGUCCAAGCCAAUGACUCAGAAGACAGCAGUGAGAAGGAGACGGAGACACCGAAGGAGACGGUAGAGGAUGCGUCAGUGGAGGAGGCUGAGGACGAGGAAGACAAGGAGGCUCCACAGAAGGAGAAAACCACAGAGAUAGAGGAGGAGCAGGACGUGAUGGUGCUUCACAUCAACAACUUUGACAGAGCGCUCAGUGAGAAUAACUACGUCCUGGUGGAAUUCUACGCUCCCUGGUGUGGUCACUGUAAACAUCUGGAGCCUGUUUACGCCGAGGCUGCUGGGAAACUGAAGGAGGAGAAAUCUGCUCUGCGUUUGGCCAAAGUGAACGCCAUUGAAGAACAAGAGCUGGCCGAGGAGUUUGACGUCAGAAGCUUCCCCACGUUGAAACUGUUCGUCAAUGGAGACCGCAAGCAGUCCGUUGACUACACUGGUAAGAGGUCAGCAGAGGGAAUAAUCCAGUGGAUGAAGCAUCGCACCAGCGCUGGUGCUGCAGUGCUGGACUCUGUGGAGUCCGCGGCCCAGUUCGUUGAGGCCCAUAACAUUUCAGUCGUUGGAUUCUUUGAUAGUCUGGAAAGCGAAGCAGCCGUGGCCUUUAAGGAAGUUUUUCUGGAUCAAACUGAAACAGAGUUUGCUCUGACGGCUUCUCCGGAAAUCUUCCAGAAGUAUGAAGUAAAAGCCAACUCAGUGGUGCUCUUCAAAAAGUUCGAUGACGGCCGUGCAGACUUCGCUUUGUCAGAAGAAGGAAAGCUGGACAAAAAGGAGCUAAUGAACUUCAUCAAUGAAAACAGCCUGGAGCUGAUCAUCUCAUACAACCAGGAGAAUUCAGAAAAGAUCUUCAGCUCCAGUGUUAAGAUGCACAGCCUGCUGUUCAUCAACUCCACCGUGGACAGUCACAAAGAACUGCUGGAAGAGAUGAGGACGGUUGCAAGAGAGUUGAAGAAAAAGAUGCUGUUUAUCUCCAUUGACGUGACGGCAGGCUUCGGUCAUGUGCUGACUUACUUCGGUGUGUCUGCGGACGACGCCCCCACUGUUCGUGUCAUCAACAUAAAGACAGGAAUAAAGUUCAACACCAACUCUGACAAACUGACUCUGGACUCACUGCGACAGCUGUGUCAGGACGUUCUGGAGGGAAAUGCUUAGCCUUACUUUAGAUCAGAGGAGAUCCCAGAAGACUGGAACAAAGGACCUGUCAAAGUCCUGGUUGGGAAGAACUUUGAGUCUGUUGCUCUGGAUCCGACCAAAAACGUGUUUGUGGAGUUUUAUGCUCCGUGGUGUGGUCACUGUAAAGAACUGGCACCAACAUGGGAAAAGCUGGGGGAAAAGUAUGCUGACCACGAUGACAUCAUCAUAGCCAAGAUGGACGCCAUCGCUAAUGAGAUUGAGUCUGUCAAGGUGGAAGGAUUUCCCACACUCAAAUAUUUCCCUGCUGGUGGGAAGGAGGCCGUGGACUAUACAAGCCACAAGAGAGAUCUGGAGACCCUCUCUAAGUUCCUGGAUAAUGGGGGUGUGAUGCCUGAGGAGGAAAGUGAUGAUGGGGAAGACGAAGACGAGGACGAUGAUGGAGAGGACGGAGACGACGACUCUGAAAAGUCUGAGGAUGCCAGUGAUGAGAGCAAAGAGACUGAUGAGACGACAGAGGCUUCGGCCAAUGAAACGGUUAAAGACGAGCUGUGAUGUCACUUUGUUUUCCCUUUGAAAUAAACUCUUUUUAUUUAACACAA